Messenger RNA from Yarrowia lipolytica CLIB122, 3258 nucleotides. RefSeq lists its product as uncharacterized. Gene Ontology annotation, biological process: transcription-coupled nucleotide-excision repair. The record is from RefSeq and is a predicted model, not a curated record. Lineage: Eukaryota; Fungi; Ascomycota; Dipodascomycetes; Dipodascales. Gene Ontology annotation, cellular component: nucleus. Gene Ontology annotation, molecular function: ATP binding; ATP-dependent chromatin remodeler activity.
AUGGACGAGUUAUCACGGCUUUCGGUGGACGUGGUCGACCAGGGCACGCUGGAGAACCAGAUCACCAAUGAGGCAGACUCGAUUCUCAAGAAGCGCGAGUUUGAGAUCGACACCAAACGGCUCUCCAAGGCGCAGGAUGCUGAAAAGACGUUUCUCAGUAAACUGCGGUCCAUGGAGCGAAAGAUCAAUGAUCCCGCCACCAAGAUCAGCGAGCGCGAGAAGCUGAAGCGCGACGUGGCCACUCUCAAGCGCACCGAGCUCGCCACGGUCCAGCAGGACAUUUCUGACAUCAGACAGCGACUACAAGAGAACGACACCAGCAGUGCAACUACAGAGCUACAGGCGUCGGAUCGACAUGAAGGCGAGUCGGAACAGGAGUACCUUGUUCGAACCGGAAAAAUCACCCCGUUCGCCAACACCAGGGGGUUUACUAGAGGAAAAGGAGAUGUGACUCAGAACAUUGAUACCAGCAAGCCAUAUACUUCGAGCACUAUUACUGAACUCGGUGAUAUCAAAGAGGACGACGACGAUGACGGAGAGGAUGAAAUCAAGGACGAAGAAGAUGCUGAAGACGACGCGGACGCUUACUCAUCUGGAUACACUACGGACGAGAUUGAACCUGAAGAUAUGGAGCUUGUGGAGCUGAAAAAGAAGCGGAGACGUACCGAACGACCAGAGACGGAAGCUAUCGACGACGGAGACGAGUGGUCUUAUCAGCAACGGCUUAAUUGGUGGGUGGAAAAGCGCCAAAAGGCUAGGGCCAGAGCCGGAGUCAUCGUUCCUGCCAGUGACUAUGCCAAGGAGGAAUGGCUUUUAGACGGACCUGAGGCCGAUGCUAUUCUUGAGGGCAACUUCAAGGUGCCUGGAGAAAUCUUCAAUGCUCUAUUUGACUAUCAGAAGACGUGUGUUCAGUGGUUGUGGGAGCUGCAUACGCAAAAGACGGGAGGUAUCAUUGGAGACGAGAUGGGUCUGGGCAAAACUAUUCAAAUUAUCAGUUUCCUGGCCGGUCUGCAUCAUUCUGGUCUGCUUACCAAACCCGUCAUUGUCGUGUGUCCUGCCACAGUCAUGAAACAGUGGGUUGAGGAGUUCCAUAAGUGGUGGCCGGCUCUGAGAGUGGUGAUUUUGCAUAGUAUGGGCGAGGGGAGCAAGGGCAAAAAGAAGCGCAAAGGUGAGAUUGACUCUGAUGACGAUGAUGAUGAAAUGAUUAGACCCACUCCUUCAAGCACCAAGAAUCUCGUUGAGACUAUUGACAAGGUGUUUAAGGACGGCCACGUGGUUGUCACGACCUAUGCAGGUCUCAAAUCGUAUCGCUCGCUGCUUCUGGACCGUGAAUGGGGCUAUUGCAUUCUUGAUGAGGGUCACAAGAUUCGAAAUCCUGACUCUCAAAUCACUCUCGACUGCAAGCAGCUCAAGACGGUGCAUCGGCUGAUUCUGUCAGGAACACCUAUUCAGAACAACCUCACCGAGCUGUGGAGUUUGUUGGAUUUUGUUUGUCCCGGUCGACUGGGUACCCUGCCUGUCUUUCACUCGCAGUUUGCUGUUCCUAUCAACGUUGGAGGGUACGCCAAUGCUACUAACAUCCAGGUCCAGACUGCCUACAAGUGUGCCGUUGUACUUCGAGACCUGAUCGCACCGUAUCUCUUGCGUCGAAUGAAGACUGAUGUGGCCACUGAUCUGCCCAAGAAGGAGGAGAAGGUGCUCUUCUGCAAACUGACGGACUCGCAAAGGCUGCAUUACAAGGGUUUCCUCAAGUCCGAAGAACUCAAAUCGAUUCUGGCCGGAAAACGGCAGUCACUAUUUGGUAUCGACAUCCUACGUAAGAUUUGCAACCACCCUGACCUCGCGUCUCGAGAGAUCCUCAAGAAGACAGCGGAUUACUACUACGGAGACCCUGCCAAAUCAGGAAAGAUGCAGGUGGUCAAGGCUCUUGUGGAUCUGUGGAAGAAGCAGGGUCACAGGACGCUUCUUUUCUGCCAGACUCGUCAGAUGUUGGAGAUCCUGGAAGACUUCUUUGCUAACAUGCCUGACAUCAAGUAUCUUCGAAUGGACGGCACCACACCCAUUUCCAAGCGGCAGGAUAUGGUAGACACAUACAACAAGGACACGUCGUACGAUUUGUUUUUGUUGACAACUCGAGUGGGAGGGCUUGGUGUGAACCUCACUGGAGCAAAUCGUGUCAUCAUUUUUGACCCUGAUUGGAACCCCAGUACGGAUCUGCAAGCUCGAGAACGAUCCUGGCGUCUGGGACAGAAACGAAAUGUUGUUGUCUACCGCUUGAUGACGGCAGGUACGAUUGAAGAGAAAAUCUAUCAUCGGCAGAUCUUCAAGCAGUUUCUGACCAACAAGAUUCUCAAGGAUGCCAAGCAGCGUCGUUUCUUCAAGAUGAACGACAUUCACGAUCUGUUUUCGCUUGACGACGGAGAAGGAGACACCACCGAGACGGGUAUGAUUUUCUCCGGUUCCGAAAAGAAGAUUGAGAACAAGAAACCCGAGAAGAAGAUGAAGGACGACGACGACUUCUACCAGGUGGUCGGUCUCAAUGGAGUGUCCAAGCUUGAGAAGUUUGAGAACGGCGAGGAGGAACGAGCCGAGAGUAAUGACGGAGAUAACGAUGACAACAUUCUCAACGACAUCUUCUCUCAGACCGGUGUGCAUUCUGCACUUGAACACGACGCUAUCAUGGAUGCGUCUCGUCCAGAGACCGUUAUCAUCGAACGAGAGGCUAAGAGAGUUGCUGAAGUAGCUGCCAAAGCUCUCAGAGACUCGCGGAAGAAGGCACAGGCCAACGACAUUGGAACUGUGACUUGGACGGGCAAGUUUGGCAGUGCCGGAAAGUUUGGCAAGAAGAAGCAGUCGGCUGGUAAAGUCGGAGUGCCGAAAUUUGGGUCAGACAAGUUCUCUUCGUCCUCCAUUCUGCAAAACAUUAAGGCGAAGAAAUCCCUGGAGGAGUCUACUAAUGCAUACACUGGUCUGAUCAACAUGAGCGAUCUGGACAAGGUCAAGCUGCUGGAGAAGAUCAGCGAGAGUCUCAAACUGGCCGGAGCAGGAGGCUUGUCGUCGAAAGACAUUGCCAACGAGUUUGCUCUCAAGUUGACUAAUCAGGAGGAGGUGGCAGUCAUGAGACAGCUACUGAGACAGGCUGGAGAGUGGAAUGGAGCCACGAAGAAGUGGAGGUAUAAGGCCGUCGAGGAUGUGGGAGAUGAGGACGAGGAGAUACAGGAGGUGGUCCCCGUGGAUGAAAUGGGAAAUAAACUGUAG